This is a messenger RNA of Meleagris gallopavo (turkey), 4365 nucleotides long. RefSeq names its product chondroitin sulfate N-acetylgalactosaminyltransferase 1 (gene CSGALNACT1). NCBI's taxonomy places the organism in Eukaryota, Metazoa, Chordata, Aves, Galliformes, Phasianidae. The record is from RefSeq and is a predicted model, not a curated record. Gene Ontology annotation, cellular component: Golgi cisterna membrane. Gene Ontology annotation, molecular function: glucuronosyl-N-acetylgalactosaminyl-proteoglycan 4-beta-N-acetylgalactosaminyltransferase activity.
CCAACUUUUAUAGUGCAUCCAUAGGAAGCGUCUCCACUACACCCUUUCACCACGCAGGAGAGAGACUGAAGAUGUAGGCAGCUGGCAAAUGUGAAAGCGAUGAAGAGGUGUUGUGAGGCUGACAGUGCUUUUUAUAGAGCGUGUGUUUUCUGGGAAGACGUAAGAAGGGAGAUAAACAAGUGAUGACUGUGGCAAGCUGAGAAAUAGCUGCGGCAGACCAAGAUGUGCCAAAGAGAAGAUCACUGCAAAAAGGUCCUCAGCCUCCAUCAGCCACCAGCCACAUUGUAGCAGUGCAGGUGUUGCCAUGAGGAUCAGGAGGUGUCCUGUCUGCUUUGCUGUUUAUCUUUUGAUCCUGCUGGGUAACACGAGAGAGAGCCUAAUAUGUGGGCAGAGCACACACUUUAAGAGAACUGUCAAGCCAGUUGCUGUACAUACAUGCUUCUGAGUAAAAGUACUCCAAAUCCAGGGGACUCUGUGGCACUGAAUGAAUGUAAGAACUGGUGCGUUUGUUGGGUUAGACUCUACUUUUUGAGAGAUGAUGCUCCGACGUGGAUUUCUUGUAUUUGUCCCUCGACUUGCAGGCCUGCUGGUGGUGGCCUUUUGCUCUGUGUCCAUCAUUUAUAUGUUGGCUUGCACACCCAAGGGUGAUACUGAGCAGCUUGCCUUGCCCAGGGUUCACAGUCCGACUGCAAAGGAGGGAUAUGAAGCUAUUCUGCAGGAGCGAGAAGAGCAGCACCGCAACUACAUCAUCAGCUUGAAGAAACAAAUUGCCCAGUUGAAGGCUGAGCUCCAGGGCAAGAGUGAGCAGCUUAAGAGCAUGCAGGACCAAAACCCAAACCCUUUGGACAUUCGUCUUGACCACAGUAACCCAGAGAAGGCCCAGGUUAAUCUGCUGGCUUUCCUCCGUGCCCAAAUAGACAAAGCAGAGGUGCACAGUGGUGUUAAGCUGUCCACAGAGUAUGCAGCUGUACCCUUUGAGAGCUUUACCCUACAGAAGGUGUACCAGUUGGAGACAGGGCUGACACGCCACCCGGAAGAGAAACCUGUGAGGAAGGAUAAGCGAGACGAGCUGGUAGAGGUGAUCGAGUUAGCUGUUGGGAAUUUGAACAGUCUGGAGGGAGACAGCAAUACAAAGCACCAUGUAUACACGACUUCUGACUUUGUUGAAGGGAUCUAUCGCACAGAAAAAGACAAAGGCACAUUGUAUGAGCUGACUUUUAAAGGGGACAAAAAACAUCAGUUCAAGAAGGUUGUUCUAUUUCGGCCGUUUGGCCCAGUAAUGAAAGUGAAAAAUGAAAAUGUCAAUAUGGCUGACUCACUUAUUAAUGUCAUUGUGCCAUUGGCCAAGAGAGCCAGCAAGUUUCGUCAAUUCAUGCAGAAUUUCAGGGAAAUGGGCAUUCAGCAGGAUGGGAGAAUUCACCUCACAGUUGUUUACUUUGGAAAAGAACAAGUGAAUGAGGUCAAAUCUAUACUUGAAAAUACCUCCAAAUCAACCAAUUUCAAGAACUUCACUUUCAUCCAACUGAAUGAAGAGUUUUCCAGGGGCAAAGGAUUAGAUGUUGGUGCUCGAGUUUGGAAGGGAAGUAAUGUUGUUCUCUUUUUUUGUGAUGUGGACAUAUACUUCACAGCUGAAUUUCUGAACUCCUGUAGAUUGAACACACAGCCAGGAAAGAAAGUUUUCUAUCCUGUACUCUUCAGCCAGUAUAAUCCCAGUAUAAUUUAUGGCCAUCAAGAUUCCAUCCCAUCUUUAGAACAGCAGCUGAUUAUUAAAAAAGAAACUGGAUUUUGGAGGGACUUUGGUUUUGGAAUGACUUGCCAGUACAGAUCUGAUUUUAUCAACAUAGGUGGCUUUGAUCUGGACAUUAAAGGCUGGGGUGGUGAAGAUGUACAUCUGUACCGCAAAUACCUUCACAGCAAUCUCAUCGUGAUCAGAACACCCGUCAGGGGUCUCUUCCAUCUCUGGCAUGAAAAACAAUGUCUGGACGAGCUGACCCCAGAGCAGUACAAAAUGUGCAUGCAAUCCAAAGCCAUGAAUGAGGCUUCUCACGGCCAGCUAGGGAUGCUUGUAUUCAGGCAAGAGAUUGAAACUCACCUCCACAGACAGAAACUGAGCAGUAAGAAGACCUGAAGCCAGAAAUUUCCUAACAAAAGAUGGGUUAAGACUGAAAGAGAAAGAAGAUUACAACGGGCUGGAAGCGAAAGCAGAUGAGGGAAAGCGCUUGUCCUCACUUCUUCUGACUUUUCUUAAUAGGGCUUUUAAAUUCUCUAUUAGCUUGUCCAGCACUUGCUUCCAGGGGAGACAUGAACACUUGGUGAGAUUAAAAGUCAUGGAGACAAUGAAUGUUUCAUAAAUAUCUGUGUGAUACAGUAAUGAAGGAGAUGCUCUUCCACUGGAAUGUUUGUAAGAUGCAUGCAGUUGUUUAAAAAAUUGACCCUCCUGUGGAACAGUAAUAAUGAGCUAUUUUCUACGUAUCUAAGAAGGGCUAUGUUCAAAGAUAAAGAGUUCCUGCUCUGAAAAGGAAAUCUGAUGAUUAACAGUGAUUUGGAGUGACCAAAAGUCUUUUUUCCUUUUUGGGACUUGGGUGGGGGGGACAGCUGCAGUGUACUUACAGGAUUAUUCACCAGUUGAUUCAGUGACAAGAGGCAUUUCAGUGCUUUUUAAAAUUCAGAAAGAGAAAACCUUGCCAGUCAACUGUGAUUUUUUUGAGAACAUGUGAGGUUAGUGUUGAUUCUAUUUUGUGGACAGUAAACCAAAAGCAAUUGGCAGUAUCACAUACGUCUGUAUCACAUGAAUCAGAUGGUGUAUUUCUGCUUUGGAAUACUGUAAGUAUCUCAACAUUCUUUUUUUUUAAAAUGGAUUUGAUUUUGCCCGGGAAUUAUGUUGUCAAUACUUGGGCUUUCAAAUUCUAGCCUUACUAGGAAACAAUACAACCUUCCAAUGCUUGGAAAAUGCUCUGCAGAUCUGUUUCUCCUGGAUGGGACCUUUAUUCAGAUAAAUGAAUUGAUUUUACUGUAGAAUCUGAGUGCUGGAAAGAAGAAACGUAUUUCAUAUUUCAACUUGGAGUACUGGUUUAGCAGGAAACUUGAAAUUCUGAACGCCAGUUAAAAAAAAUUAAUGAAAACUUUCUUACUUUAUACCAAAGUAUUCCAUCUGAACCAAAUGUAGAAUCUUGCCGAGGGUAUAGCAGAUUUUGUAAUUAACAAAAUAGAUUUUUUUUUAUGAAUAACUGAACCCUGGAAAUUCUCUUAUAGUAAUUGUGUGUGCAUGAAAUUAGCCACCUUAAUGGAUUUUUUUUUUUUCAAUGAUCUAAAACUGUUCCAAGUGAGCUAUUGUUGUUGUGGAUCGGUUUAAUGCUGACUGCUGUUUAUCAUUUCAAUGUUCAAUAGCCAACAAAAAAUGCAUGGGUUUGUCAAUCCCUUUUAUUUACCUAAAUGCUGUUUCUCCCAGUGGUCUCUUUGUUUUAUAGCUUCACAUUAGAUCAAGGCUGUCUGAAAUUAGAUGCUGAUGUGGUUUUGGGUUGUAAAAGCUAGGGGCAACAAGUAUAAAAGAUAGCAAUUAUGAAUGAAUAAAAUGCCAUUUGACCUUUUGCUGAGUGAUAGGAAGAGUGCUCGUGAACCUCUCUAGAAAGCACUGCAUGCAGAAUCUGCAGAGAACGUGCUACUACUGUUAGUACGUCUUCCUUUGAUGUACGUUUACAUAUUUGCCUUUUGUUAGAUGCAAGUGAUCUUCAUUGCACUUUCCAUGUGGAACACCAAACAUGUCCCAGAGCAGUGCAAAAAUAAACAAGGAUCCACUGGAAAGAGAACUCUGUGCUUAGAAAAGAACCCUUAAUGCAUCACUUAAAAUGCCGUCAGCAAUAAUUCAAGUAGAUCUUCCCGUGAAUGUUUUCAUUUCCAGCAUGUAUGAUACAUGGUUUAAGUUAAUCUCUUCUGAUGAAGAAAUCUGUCAAAUGUUAUUGUACUGGGAGGAGUCAGGCACAUUGAAUGCAUCUGAGGGCUGUGAUCCCUGCUGUUCCAAAGUGAAAGCUUUUCCUACAGUCCCAUUUAACUUGGAUUUGAAAAUGGAUGAUGCAUAUAGUAGAAAUUUCACAAUUGCAACCUGCUUUGAACUUGACCUUGUCUAUUUCCUGUGAUAUUUUCCAUCAUCUUCUGUUGGGUAUAACCUAAGCCCUGAGCAGCUUAAUGUUACUCUAAGGUUGGCAGGUCCUACAUGUUGAGUAUGCCUGGAUGAUCUCCAGAAGUCCAUUCAAACCUAUAUUAGUUUCUAAUUCUAAGCUUUGGGCAUCUGUAAGUUCAACACAUUGCUGCUUUGCGUAUAGCACAUCAUCAAGCCCCUGUCAAAGUUGCACAAGUUAUGGGUUUUGU